UGUCAGCUGUUGUUUUGUUGUUAUAUUUUCAUAAAAUUUUAGCUUUUAAAGUAUGUAUAUUUACGAUUUGCCGUUUCCUAUAAAUAAAGAACUGUGUAGGCUUCUCGACAAUGAGGACUACUGGAAAGAGUUAGCGGGUGUACACAUGAAAUACUCCGCUUUUGACGUGAACGAAAUUGAACAAGAGGCAAACCGGCAGAAGAUAUCACCGACGGCACAGCUGUUUAAACGCUGGGGGCAGUUAAACCACAAGGUUGAAGAGCUAUUUAUAUUGUUGUACAGAAUGAAACAUGUCCCCGCACUCAACUGUUUGGUGCCAAUCGUAGAUAGUCGCUUCAAGCAGCUCCUUAAUAAACAUAGAACUAAAGAAAAAAAUGGAGAAGAAGAAAAACAGAAGCCCAAAGAGAAUGGCAGCGAACUCUCUGUUCCCCUACCUGUUAUGCUUAUUGAGAAGGGUAUCAAUUCACCCCAGCAUUCUCCGGCGCAGGAGACGUUUCCCUCUGAUACUACAUCCGCCUCAUCUAGGAACUCCACCCAACACGAUGGUCAGCCCAUGGAUGAUGAGUUGGUGCGAAGCGUGGCGGCGAUACCCAUGCUCAAGUAUGAGGAUAUACUGGCAGUCACCAACAACUGGAGCGCCAACAACCUGCUCGGGCGAGGCGGCUUCGGACAGGUAUAUAAAGGAGAAUGGAAACUCCUGCCGGUGGCGGUGAAACGGCUGAGCAACAAGGACAACAACAACCAGGAACUCAUCAGAGAGAUGUGCCCCAACCAGUACCGACAUGACAAUAUACUGCCACUGUAUGGGUACAGCAUUGGUGGUCCGGAGGCGUGUCUGGUGUACCAGCUGAUGUGCGGCGGGUCCCUGGACCAGCGCCUCCGGCGACGGAGCCCCCACCACCCGCUCACCUGGCCGCAACGGUGGAACGUCGCGCUGGGCGUCACCAGAGGCCUCCAAUACCUGCACACUAUGACGGGCACCCCCCUCAUACACGGUGACAUAAAACCCGCCAACAUAUUACUGGACGGGUGCAACAACGCCAAGAUAGCGGACUUCGGCCUGGCGAGGCAGGGGCCGCACGCCGAUGAGAAGACGCAUCUGAAGGUGUCGCGAGUGAACGGCACUCGCCCAUACCUCCCCGACGAGUACCUCAGCUCCCGGCAGCUGUCCCCGGCCGUGGACGUGUUCUCGUUCGGCGUGGUGCUGCUGGAGAUAGCCACCGCCUGCGCCGCCUUCGACCGCACCAGGCGCACCGACCCCCUGCUGCGGGAUUACAUGCACAGCCUGGCCAGGAGCGGGGUGGACUUUGCGACGCUAGAAGACCCAAUCCUUCGCGGCAUUGGCUCCAACCCGGCGCUAUGUCGCGAGGUCGUGGCGUUGGGGCUGACGUGCACCCAUCAGGAGCGCCGCCGCCGCCCCACCAUGCUGCACGUGUACAGGACGCUCGAGGCGCUGCCGGCGAGAACAAACUUGCUUUGAGAAGCCCUACAAAAUACUACGCUUCAACAAACUUAAUUUGAGAAGCCCUACGAAAUACGACUCUUCAACAAACUUGCUUUGAGAAGCCCUACAAAAUACGAGGCUUCAACAAACUUGCUUUGAGAAGCCCUGCAAAAUACGAGGCUUCAACAAACUUGCUUUGAGAAGCCCUGCAAAAUACGAGGCUUCAACAAACUUGCUUUGAGAAGCCCUGCAAAAUACGACGCUUUAACAAACUUGCUUUGAGAAGCCCUGCAAAAUAGGAGGCUUCAACAAACUUGCUUUGAGAAGCCCUGCAAAAUACGAGGCUUCAACAAACUUGCUUUGAGAAGCCCUGCAAAAUACGACGCUUCAACAAACUUGCUUUGGGAAGCCCUGCAAAAUACGACGCUUCAACAAACUUGCGACCACUGGCAAAAUAUGACAAUGCUUCAACAAACUUUCUAACUACCCGCGAAGAUACAAGAAGAAAUUGAGGGGGGGGGGGGGAACGUACUAAUGCUACUGCUUCUCUGUCUGGGGCUGCUGAUGACUAUGCUGAUGCUGUACAGGACCCUGGGUGCCCGUUGAUGAUGAAGUAGCUAAUGAGCUGAAGCUCCACACAGACGCACAGACACACACAGGCAACAUAAAGACAGACACGUCAAA
Molecule: messenger RNA, 2128 nt
Organism: Aricia agestis (brown argus)
Lineage: Eukaryota; Metazoa; Arthropoda; Insecta; Lepidoptera; Lycaenidae
Gene: pll
Product: serine/threonine-protein kinase pelle
Exons: 10
Coding region: 53-1480 (475 amino acids)
Biological process (GO): protein phosphorylation; signal transduction
Molecular function (GO): ATP binding; protein binding; protein kinase activity
Source: RefSeq, a predicted model, not a curated record